AUGAAAGUUGCUCCCUUGCCCAAAUGGCCCGCUGCUGUCGGACUUGUCACCGGCAGCAUCCUCCUCACCCGAUCCGCCCAGACGACUUUUGCGGCCGAUAAACCGGUCCAUGCGGCCAUUGCGACACUUGCGACAUGUGGGAUCGUAGUGGUGGCACUGAGUCGCGUCCUCUCCAGAGAGAUUUACGGCGGAGGAGGCAAAGCUGGAGGCUAUGAAGCAGUCCCCUUGCGAGAUGUGAGGCAUUCCGAGGACGGAGAGGGCGAAGAUGAGGAGCGGGAGCCCURCCAAAACCCACCACCACCCGUCAGCCUACGAAGAUUGAGGACAUGCUUCGUUGUGCUGGUCCUAGCACUCUGCUUACGAGCAGAGAUCCUGCAUCGCGUAUUGAAGAAUGUGCAGUGCAGUACUCACAGCUGGACGCCUCUGCUUCCGCUGGCAUUUGCCUUGGAGGAAUGGUGGAGAUAUCGGCGGGGACGCGGCGGAGAUUCUUCUGUGGACAUGGACGACGAGGAAGCCAGCGCUUAUGAGGCGCUGGCGACAUUCGUGGGCCAAAUGCCCUUAUCACGCGUCAUUUCCGUGGCCUUUGUGGUGCUGGGAGGAAUGUUGGCCAUGGCGGCGACGGCGACACCACGUUCAACCUUCAUCUGCGCCGCAACUCUGCCAUAUCGUCUGCAGGUCCCGCAUCUUCAGCUGCUUGGGACGUGUUUGGAUGUGGUGAUUGUGUGGAGCAUUGCCCAGCUAGUCACCCUGAACCCAUCUUCGAGAAGCUUGGCUGGACGGGCGGCGGCCGUUGGAUAUGCCUUUCUCACAUCGGCUUUCGCUUUCCUCUCUAUUGGGAUUGUAUAUUACCUGGCGGAAGAGGCCGAUCGGACUUGGAUUCGCCAGAUUUCCCCGCGCUUCGUCUGGAGUCUGCUACGACUGGACAUGUAUAUUGUUAUUACUUUGCUUUGCGCUUUAGCCUUGAUUUUGCACGUUGGCGUUUUAACGACCUCCCUGCUCGCCACUUUCUCCUCCAUAAUGACAAUAUCGACAGUCUUUGCGUGGAACAACGCACACCCUUUCCCACCAACCUAUCUCGGAUUCGGGUUGUUUGCCGUCUCCCUGACAAUGCUCGGCUUGGUGGUCUACUUCAGUCUGGACCUCCCUUCCAAACACAAUCCACCUCUGUUCUCAAAUGGAGUAACCGUCUGGGUGCACCUCAUCUUGCUUACAAUUUUCCUCGUCUGGACCUCUCUCUUCUUCUCGACCUCAACAUCAGUCACCUUCCACCCGAUAGACAUGCUCAUGUACCAAGCUCAAGCCCACCACGAAGUCUUUCUCGCACAGGCUUCGGCAAGCGAGAACCUCACUCAGGCAGUGGAAGUCUACCAAGCCCGCCAUCUUCAGCACCCGCCGCCAGGUUUCGAUCGUUGGUACGAAUUCGCCACUGCAAGGAGUUCCGUCAUCAUCGAUGACUUUGACAGUAUUCACAAUGAUCUCCUCCCGUUCUACGCAUUGCCACCAAGUGUGAUUAGAGAGCGAACUUGGGAGUUGAUCUCGAAUCCUUGGAACGAUGUGGCUGGUAUCAACAUUCGCAACGGCCAAGUCAGUGUGUAUGAUAAUGGAAUACCAGGCACACACGCUUGGAUGCUGGAUGGUCUGAUUGAGAUGAUCGGAAAGUUCGUUGAACACCUUCCCGAUAUGGAUCUUGCUUUCAACCUCAACGAUGAAUGCCGUGUGGCUGCUCCCUACGAGUUGAUUCAAGACUUGAAACAGACGGCCUCCUCCCAAGUCUCGUACUUCGAUAAGACAAAGCCGAGACAGACAAACUUCUCUCCAAAUCGCGCGGCAGGGUGGAAGCCUCUUCCUGCAGAACCGAAUCGCGAAACACCUCUGCAGGAGCACUCUUGGCAGAAGAUCUUCGAGAGUCAUGGCACGAUUGGUUGUCCUCCUUCAUCUCCUGCCCGCACUUUACGWACAUGGGAUACCUCGACACUUUGUACAACCUGCAUGUCGCCGCACUCUCUGGGUCUCUUCCUCUCGGACUGGCAGCUUGCAGCAGAUGUCUGCCACCAACCUGACCUGGCAGACCUGCACGGAAUCUACCUCUCACCUGCAGCGUUCAAAGCUACGCACGAGCUGUAUCCUUUCUUUUCACAAUCCAAGGUGUCUGGAUUCAACGACAUUCUCUACCCCUCUUCAUGGAAUUACCUCGAAAAGGCAGUCUACGCUCCCUCUGACGAGCAUCCCGACAAGCCUUGGGCUGAGAAAGAGGACAUCCUCUUCUGGAGAGGAGCAACAAGCGAAGGGGUAUCUCAAGGCUGGUCCCAAUGGAAAGGCAUGGUCCGCCAGCGCUUCGUCAACCUCCUCUCAUCCUCCUCCACCGCAAAGUCAAUCGAUCUGCAAUCCGUCGGUCCGAUAAUUCUACCCAACACCACCGACUUCAACGGCAAUCCCAUCCACAACAAAUUCGUCUACACCUCGCACUCCUCUCUCACAUCCAAAACAGACGUCCACGUCGUAGAUAACAUAGUCCGUUGCUUCGGCCCGGACUGCUCCGACCAAGCAAAAGCUCUCGCACCCUUGGUCCCGGGAAUCGAUUUCCAACAUCACUGGUCCUACAAGUAUCUCCUCGAUCUCGACGGUGCGGCUUUUAGUGGUCGGUUCCUACCYUUCCUCCGAUCGAAAUCUCUCCCCAUGAAAGCAGGGAUAUUCAGAGAAUGGUGGGAUUCCCGCGUCGAAGCCUGGGCGCAUUUCGUACCGCUUGAUGUUCGUGGGGUUGGUGUGAAGGCUACUUUGGAGUUCUUUGCGAAUCAAGGUGAAGACGGGGCGAGGAAAGGAGAGAAGAUUGCGAAUCAAGGGAGGGAGUGGGCCGAGAAGGUGUUGAGAAAGGAGGACAUGGAAGUUUACAUGUUUAGGUUGUUGUUGGAGUGGGGGAGGGUCGUUGAUGAUGGGAGGGACGAUGUUGGAUUUGGGGGAUGA
Ramularia collo-cygni is the source of this 2961-nucleotide messenger RNA. Its product is annotated as related to capsular associated protein. The transcript is spliced from 3 exons. Lineage: Eukaryota; Fungi; Ascomycota; Dothideomycetes; Mycosphaerellales; Mycosphaerellaceae. Bases 1 to 2961 code for a protein of 986 amino acids. The record is from RefSeq and is a predicted model, not a curated record.